Molecule: messenger RNA, 6330 nt
Organism: Chenopodium quinoa (quinoa)
Lineage: Eukaryota; Viridiplantae; Streptophyta; Magnoliopsida; Caryophyllales; Amaranthaceae
Exons: 6
Coding region: 1-6330 (2109 amino acids)
Biological process (GO): DNA integration
Molecular function (GO): nucleic acid binding
Source: RefSeq, a predicted model, not a curated record
AUGGCAGAAAAUCGAACACUGAGAGAGCUAACAGCUCCUAACUUGAACCAACAGCCGUUGUGCAUCGCAUAUCAGCAGUUGGAGGAAGGUGCUAAUGUUGAGAUCAAAUCUGGUCUAAUUCAUCUAUUGCCGGCAUUCCAUGGCAUGAAGGCGAAGGAUUGGUUUUACUAUCUUCCCCCAGGGAGCAUAACAAAUUGGGCAGCAACUGGUGGAGGGCUAGUGAAUAAGACUCCAGGAGAUGCAACUAGGCUGAUUGCAGAGCUAGCAGAGAAUUCUAGGCAGUUCAGUCAGAGAACUCCCACGCGCCGGGUGAAUGCAGCAAAUUCAAAUACAACUGAGUUAGAGAGUCAAGUAGCUGAUUUGACUUCUAUGAUGCGUGAGUUCAUGGUGAACUCAAGGAAUCCACAGCAACUGAAUGCUUGUGGUUUAUGCACCUCCACAGGACAUCCCACUGAUGCAUGUCCUCAAUUACAAGAGGAACAGAAUGAGCAGGCCAAUGCAAUGGGUUUCCAAGGGCAAGGUCCUCAGAGAAGAUAUGAUCCAUAUUCGAAUACAUACAAUCCAGGAUGGAGGGAUCAUCCAAAUUUGAGAUAUGGGAAUUCCCAGGGGAACCAACAACAACAGCAAAAUGCUCAAGGCCAGCAGCAAUAUCAGCAAUAUAGGGCACCAUUAGCCAAACCUCAGGGCCAAAGCUCAAAUUCGAGUAAUAUGUCAACUGAUGAAAUGAUUAGAUCACUAACUUCUAAUGUUUCUACUAUGCAGCAAAACAUGGUGCAAUUCCAGCAAGAGACCAAAUCCAGUAUUCAGAAUUUGGAAAGUCAAGUGAGUCAAAUUUCAAGUGCAGUGAGCAGACUUGAAGCUAAGGAUUCGGGAAAACUUCCAUCUCAAACGGAGUUGAAUCCUAAGCAACAAGCCAACGCUAUUACAUUGAGAAAUGGCAAGGAGCUGAAAGAGACUGAAAUUGCAACUAAGAGGGCUGAAGAGUUGAUUGGAGCUGAGGAGAAGGAAGUGGAACAUGAAGCUGUAGCAAAUCCUCCCACUUUUCCAUCUUAUGAACCCACACCACCUUUUCCUGAAGCUUUGAAAGAAACGAAGAGGUAUGAGAAGGACAAAGAUAUCUAUGAAACAUUCAGCAAGUGUGAGGUAAACAUUCCCCUUUUGAAUUUAAUAAAGAGUGUUCCUCGAUUCGCUAAAUUUUUGAAAGAACUUUGUACUAUUAAGAGGAAGCACAGGUUAGGAGGGAAGGAAAAAGUGAAAGUCAGUGCUCAUGUUUCUGCAGUUUUCCAAAAGAAACUUCCUGAAAAAUGCAGUGACCCUGGUAUGUUUACUGUUCCAGUUACAAUAGGGGACACCACUUUUCAUAGAGCAAUGUUGGAUUUGGGUGCAUCAAUUAAUGUUAUUCCAUAUUCACUGUUCAAAUCUUUGGAACUUGGACCCUUACAUGACACCGGGGUAGUGAUUCAAUUAGCUGAUAGAUCAAAUGUUUAUCCUAAGGGAGUAGUGGAAGAUGUGCUUGUGAAAGUUGAUGAACUAAUUUUUCCUGCUGAUUUUUAUGUGCUUGAUAUGGAACAUGAUAGACAAGCAGUACCCAUCUUGUUAGGAAGACCUUUCUUGAAAACUGCUAGGACUAAAAUUGAUGUUUUUACUGGUUCUUUGACUAUGGAGUUUGAUGGACAAGAAAUUGUGUAUAACAUCUAUGAUUCCAUGAAAUACCCUGUUGACACUCAUUCUUUGUGUUCCAUUGAUAUCAUUGAUCCUAUAGUGCAGGAUGUCUUCAAUGUUGAGGGCGAGGAUGCGCUCCUCACUUCCAUUUCUAAUGAUUUAUCUGCUGAUUGUUUGGAUAUUCCUUUGCCUAAUAGUGUGCAGAUGAUGGUAGCAGAGUUGAAUGGUCAUUCCAAGCUUCCACUUAGACCACCAGGUUCGACACCUACCCCAUUGACAGUGCCUACUGAUAAACUCUUACCUUCUGUUUUGCAGGCACCCCAGGUGGAGCUAAAACCACUGCCUGAUCAUUUGAAAUAUGUGUUCCUUGGUCAGAACGAUACUUUACCUGUUAUAAUUUCAAGCAAAUUGACCAAGGAGCAAGAGGACAAGUUGGUGACAGUGCUGAAAGAGCACAAGUUAGCUAUUGGAUGGACCAUUGCAGACAUUAAGGGAAUAAGUCCAUCCACUUGCAUGCAUCGUAUUCUGUUAGAAGAUGAUGCCAAACCUGUGAGGCAACCUCAGCGUCGCCUAAAUCCCCCCAUGAUGGACGUGGUAAAGAAGGAGAUCAUAAAAUUAUUGCAAGUAGGAAUGAUAUUUCCUAUAUCUGAUAGUAAAUGGGUCAGUCCUACGCAGGUGGUUCCUAAGAAAAGUGGUGUGACUGUGGUAGAAAAUCAACAGGGUGAAAUGGUUCCUACUAGAGUUCAAAAUGGUUGGCGAGUUUGCAUUGAUUAUCGUAGGUUGAAUGCAGUAACUAGGAAAGACCAUUUCCCUUUACCUUUUAUUGACCAAAUGAUUGAAAGACUUGCAGGGAAAUCUUAUUACUGUUUCCUUGAUGGGUAUUCUGGGUACUUUCAAGUGCCCAUUGCACCUGAAGAUCAGGAAAAGACAACUUUUACAUGUCCUUUUGGCACAUUUGCUUAUCGCCGUAUGCCUUUUGGCCUAUGUAAUGCACCUGCAACCUUUCAGAGAUGCAUGAUGAGCAUCUUUUCUGAGUUUGUUGAGCAUUUCAUGGAGGUAUUUAUGGAUGAUUUCACUGUGUAUGGUGAUUCUUUUGAUAAAUGCUUGCAUCACUUAUCUAUGGUCCUCAAAAGAUGUAUUGACUCUAACCUUGUCUUGAAUUCUGAGAAAUGUCAUUUUAUGGUCCAACAGGGCAUUGUGUUAGGUCAUGUAGUUUCUUCUAGAGGUAUUGAGGUUGAUAAGGCUAAGAUUGACACUAUUCAGUCUCUCCCUUAUCCUACUAAUGUGCGUGAAGUGCGUUCUUUUCUUGGCCAUGCAGGUUUCUAUCGUAGGUUCAUUGAGGGAUUCUCAAAGCUUGCAAAUGCUAUGUGCAAAUUGCUGCAGAAAGAUGUGAAAUUCCACUUUGAUGAUGAUUGCAAGAAGGCUUUCGACGAAUUGAAGGCUAAGCUCAUUUCUGCCCCUAUCAUUCAAGCCCCAGAUUGGUCUCGACCAUUUGAGAUAAUGUGUGAUGCGAGUGAUUAUGCAGUUGGAGCUGUUUUAGGCCAGAAAGUAGGGAGGGCAUCUCAUGUGAUCUAUUAUGCCUCAAUGACCCUCAAUUCAGCCCAACGAAACUACACUACCACAGAAAAAGAGUUGUUAGCUGUAGUAUUUGCUCUAGAAAAGUUUCGAUCUUAUUUGCUUGGUACUAAAGUAAUUGUUUUCACUGAUCAUGCAGCUCUUCGCCACUUGAUGACGAAGAAAGAGGCCAAACCAAGACUAAUAAGAUGGAUUCUGCUCUUAUGUGAGUUUGAGUUAGAAAUCAAGGACAAGAUAGGCGCGGAAAAUCUAGUUGCUGAUCAUUUGAGUCGUUUGACCCAUAUUGUUGAUCAACCAUCAUUCCAAUAUCAAAUCCUAGGAGAAUUUCCGGAUGAAUCUCUAUUUGCUCUUAAGGUUUUGCGCCCUUGGUUUGCUAACAUUGUGAAUUUUCUGGUUUCUCAACAGUUUCCUCCAGGUUUCACAAAGUCUCAAAAGGACAAGCUUCGAACUGAUGCGAAGUACUAUGCAUGGGAUGAUCCAUACUUAUGGAAGUUCUGCUCCGAUCAAAUCAUUCGCAGAUGCAUUCCCGAAAAUGAGGUGAUCCCCAUUCUCACCUUCUGUCAUUCUCAUGCUUGUGGAGGACACUUUGGAGCCAAACGCACAGCAAGGAAGGUUCUCGACUGUGGUUUUUACUGGCCAAGUUUGUUUCGAGAUUCCUAUGGAUUUUGUAAAUCCUGUGAUAAUUGCCAGAGAGUAGGUAACAUUUCCCAGAAAAGUGAAAUGCCCCAAUCCUCUCUUCUAUAUUGUGAAAUAUUCGAUGUUUGGGGUAUAGAUUUCAUGGGACCAUUCCCUAUUUCUUACGGUUUUACUUAUAUACUUCUUGCUUGUGAUUAUGUGUCGAAGUGGGUGGAAGCAAUACCCACUAGGACUGAUGACUCUAAAGUGGUUUCAGGUUUUAUCAAAGCUUACAUAUUUUCUAGGUUUGGAAUCCCAAGGGCGUUGAUAAGUGACCGUGGAACACACUUUUGCAACCGUACAGUGAGUGCUUUGUUGAGGAAGUACUCUGUUCACCACAAAAUCUCCACGGCUUAUCACCCACAAACCAAUGGGCAAGCCGAGGUGUCCAAUAGAGAGGUGAAGUCAAUUCUGCAGAAAACGGUGAAUCCGGAUAGGAAGGAUUGGAGUUUGAGGUUGGAGGAUGCUCUAUGGGCGUACCGCACCGCAUACAAAACACCUAUCGGGAUGUCCCCUUACCGCCUUGUCUUCGGAAAACCGUGCCAUCUACCGGUUGAGCUUGAGCAUAAAGCAUAUUGGGCGGUUAAGUCAUUCAACAUGCAAAUGGAUGAAGCAGGUGAACAUCGGAAAUUGCAACUCCAAGAACUAGAGGAGAUCCGGCUUGAGUCCUAUGAGAAUGCAGAUAUUUAUAAAGCAAAGACCAAGCUAUGGCAUGAUCGAAUGAUCACGCGGAAGGAGUUUAAAGUCGGUGACAAAGUACUCCUAUAUCAAUCCCGACUUAGAUUAUUUCCGGGAAAACUUCGGUCCCGUUGGGAGGGCCCUUUUCAAGUGGUGAAUGUAUAUCCGCAUGGAGCAGUUGAAAUUCAAAGCCCCGAGACCGAUAAGGUUUUCAAAGUCAAUGGACAAAGGCUCAAACCCUACUUCGAGGGUUGUGGAGGCCUUGGGAGCAAUUUUUAUGCGCGAAACGCAGCAAAAACAGAGCAAAACAUAAACAAAGGGGCCUUCCCUGCAGAAGCCGCUGGCAGCUGCUCUGCAGCCGCUACCAGCGGGUCUUCUUGCAGCCCAACCCCUUUGUUUCUGUCCCAGCCGCUGGUGAAGGUGAAGGUGCAAGUGAACAUAUUCCUUUUUAUAGCCAUGGGUAGAGACAACAAGAGGUCUAAAGAAUCAUCUCCAUCAAGACCCUCAAGGGGCAAGAGGCAAGGGGCUUCUUCAAGUCAAGGGGAGGCACCUCCAUUGCCUCAAGGGGAUGGUUUCAUGGGUGUUCGGUUGCAUUCCAAGGAGAAGGGCGUAUGGACUAAGCUUCAACAACCCCGACGAACGGUGCAAUGCACCAAGUUCUUUGACUUAGAAGCUCUACAAGAGCUAGAGAUGGAGGAAGGAGUGCGGCUCUUGCUAAGGAACGUGGGUCUCGAGAAUUUCAUGACCAAAUGCGCUCCCACCUAUGUCAGGUAUACAUAUGAAUUCCUUUCAACGCUUACUAAAGGACGUGAACAAAUAUCCUUUAAUUUGAACAAUAGGAAUUAUGUGAUGUCUUAUGAUGAUUUGCGUAUGGCAUUUGGUUGGGAUGCACCCCAUUGCUUCAAAAUCACCCACCCAUGCCUUAGACUGGUGCAUAGGUUUAUAUCGUCCACUAUUCUAUGCCAAGGGGAGGCCACUAAGGUCCCCAAAGUCACAUUGUCGUAUUUGUGGGCGAUGACCCCUGAAGGUGUCGGUACGCCCAAUUGGGUGGAGAUUUUUGUUGAUAGUUGUGUAAAGGUGAAGUCCAACUCCAGUGGCCAUAUUAGUAUGGGUGGCAUGGUCUCUUUGCUAGCCUGUUAUUUGAAUGUUCCACCCCCUGAGGAUCUUGUGCCAGUAGACUCGACAUACUUGACAUAUAACAUCAUGACUCUGGUCAAGACCGGUUUAUUAUCGCGUUCCCCCGUCGCCGGUAGUUAUUUCUGGCGAUAUGGACCGCAGGGUUUGAACUAUUUGAGACUUCCUCGUCCCGAGGGACGAGCAUUACCUUUUGGCCCUACUGCUGCAGACUUUUUCCUUCCGCCCGACCCGGAUGUUGCUCCUUAUUUGGGAGAUGCUGAAAUCAUAGUUGAGAACAUGGGAGAGGAGAAUCCCGAUGUUCAUAUGGGCGGAGAGUUUGUUGAUGAGGAAGGGGGUGAGGAUGCUGCUGGAGUGCAGCACGAUGAUUGGCCUCGAUGGAGGGCUGAUGUGGAUGAUAGACUAGAGGAGGUGUGCGAUGGGAUGCAGGAGCUGCUUGCAUAUCAAAGAAGCAUGAGUCGGUUUUACACCACUCAGUAUCCGCAGUAUGAGCCUCCAACUGAGGCGUUCAUGGAUCAUUUGGCAUCCCGUGCUUUGCGUCGUUCCGAGAGGCGUGCUUCUCGGGGCGAUGCCGGCUCUUCUGGCUCUGGAGGUCCCUCUCAUUGA